GGCGGAAUGGCGACGGCGCCAGCAAUCGGCAUCGACCUGGGCACGACGUACUCGUGCGCGGGCGUCUACCGCCAGGGAAAAGUGGAGAUCAUCGCGAACGAACAGGGAAACCGCACGACGCCCAGCUACGUGGCCUUCACCGACCACGAGCGCCUCAUCGGCGAAGCCGCGAAGAACCAGGCGGCGCUCAAUCCCACGAACACGGUGUUUGAUGCGAAGCGGCUCAUCGGACGAAAUUUCGAUGACCCUGCCCUGCAAAACGACAUGAAGCACUGGCCCUUCAGGGUGAUCGGCGAAGGGAACAAGCCACGGAUUCAGGUCACGUUCCGCGGCCAAGUCAAGGUAUUCUGCCCGGAGGAGAUUUCAUCCAUGAUCCUUUACAAGAUGAAAGAGAGUGCAGAGGCCUACCUCGGCAAGCCCGUCACAAAGGCCGUCAUAACCGUGCCGGCCUACUUCAACGACUCACAGAGGCAGGCAACCAAGGACGCCGGUGCAAUUGCAGGCCUCGAGGUACUCCGCAUUGUCAACGAACCAACGGCGGCUGCAAUAGCCUACGGCCUCGACAAGGAGGACAAGAAUGCACGCAAUGUGGUCAUCUUCGACCUCGGCGGUGGCACGUUCGACGUGUCCGUGCUCUGCAUCGAAGAGGGUACCUUCCAGGUCAAGGCGACGUCGGGCGACACCCACCUGGGUGGCGAGGACUUCGACAGCCGCAUGGUGGCUUUCCUGGCACAGGAGUUUCUGCGCAAGCACAAGAAGAACAUCGAGGGCGACAAGAAGGCGCUGCGCCGCCUGCGCACCGCCUGCGAGAAGGCCAAGCGUACGCUCUCCUCAUGCACGCAGGCCAGCAUUGAGAUCGACUCCCUGUUCGAAGGCGUGGAUUUCUACACGUCCGUAUCACGCGCGCGGUUUGAGGAGCUCAACUCGGACCUGUUCCGGUCCUGCCUGGAUCCUCUGGAACGCUGCCUCAACGACUCCAAGCUGACCAAGCAGGAAAUCAAGGAUGUCGUGCUCGUGGGUGGCUCCACCAGGAUCCCCAAGAUACAGAGACUCGUGCAGGACUUCUUCAACGGGAAGGAGCUGAAUAAGUCCAUUAACCCUGACGAGGCCGUUGCGUACGGCGCCGCCGUGCAAGCGGCCAUUGUGACGAACAUUAAGACAGUAGAGCUGGAGAACGUACUUCUGCUCGAUGUCACCCCGUUGUCACUGGGCAUCGAGACGGCGGGUGGCGUGAUGACGGUGCUCAUCAUGCGCAACACAGCCAUUCCUAUCAAGAAGACUCGCAUCUUCACCACCUACACGGACGAGCAGCCGAGCGUGCUGAUACAGGUGUUCGAGGGUGAGAGGGCUCUCACGAAAGAUAACAACCUGCUUGGCAAGUUCGUGCUCAAGGGCAUCCCACCUGCACCUCGGGGCGUGCCGCAGAUUGAGGUCACCUUUGAUCUGAACGCUGAAGGCAUCCUCAACGUGACUGCUGUGGAGAAGAGCGUCGGCAAGCCUAAGAACAUCACCAUCACGAACGACAAGGGCCGCCUGACCAGCGAACAGAUUGCCAAGAUGAUCAAGGAGAGCGAGACCUACAAGGAGCAGGACACUUUCGAGAGAAACCGCAUCGCCGCCCGGAACGCACUCGAGAGCUACUUGUUCCAGGUGCGUUCACACUCGGAAGACCCCUCAGUCAUCAAUGUGCUCAGGCAGCAAGAGAUGGACGACGUGCUCAAGAAAGUGGACGAGAUGGAGGGCUGGCUAGAGAUGAACGCCGUGAGAGACCGGGACGAGUUCGAAAGAAGAAAGAAAGAACUAGAACAGCUCUGGGAACCUCUCCUUUUGCGUGUAUAUGCCAGCACGCAAGGAGCAAGCUUGAACACUAGUUAAAACGCUG
This is a messenger RNA of Rhipicephalus microplus (southern cattle tick), 1882 nucleotides long. RefSeq names its product heat shock 70 kDa protein 1B. Gene Ontology annotation, molecular function: ATP binding; ATP-dependent protein folding chaperone. Lineage: Eukaryota; Metazoa; Arthropoda; Arachnida; Ixodida; Ixodidae. The record is from RefSeq and is a predicted model, not a curated record.